AUGGGCCCCCGUACCGCCUCCUCAUGCUGCUGCCAGGCCCGUAAUGUGCCAUGGGCCCCCGUACCGACUUCUCAUGCUGCUGCCAGGCCCGUAAUCUGUCAUGGGCCCCUGUACCGCCUCCUCAUGCUGCUGCCAGGUCCAGAGUGUCUCAUGGGUCUCUGUACGGCCUCCCAUUGCUGCUGUCUCCAUCGCCACACUCUGCUAUGUGCCACUUUCAGGUCUCCUCACACUGCUGGUGGGUUCCAUUUUGUCAUAGGGUGCUGUAUGGCCUCCCAUUGCUGCUGCCUCCACCGCCACACUGUGGCUCCACACUCUGGUUUUGGCCCCGUGACUGCCCAAAUGAGUGAAGUGUGCGGUGAUUCUAAGAUCGACGGCACUCAUCUGCAUGUCAUACUGACUGACAGUAUUAUUUCUCUUCCCCAGCAGACUCCAAGGGCAUUUAAAUUAAGGGUACAGUGUUUUGCACUAAUAUAA
Staurois parvus is the source of this 474-nucleotide messenger RNA. The record is from the annotation of a GenBank genome assembly. Lineage: Eukaryota; Metazoa; Chordata; Amphibia; Anura; Ranidae.